Fundulus heteroclitus (mummichog) is the source of this 857-nucleotide messenger RNA. RefSeq names its product cornifelin homolog A. The transcript has 3 exons. Bases 229 to 612 code for a protein of 127 amino acids. Lineage: Eukaryota; Metazoa; Chordata; Actinopteri; Cyprinodontiformes; Fundulidae. The record is from RefSeq and is a predicted model, not a curated record.
UGUUUUUUCUUCUUCCUGCAGGUAAUGUAACAUUCUGAAAUAUCACUGUGAUAUCACUCUCAUUUUUUUUCAUUUAAUAUUUACUUUCAUUGCCAGGCUUAAACCCAAAUCAGUUGAAGUCAGUGCCAGUCGCUUGAAAAUCAUAGUUAAAACCGUGUUGCCGCCUAAACGGUCUCUCGUGUUGAGCAUCUCUUUACAUAUGUUUUUUUCUCCAUUCUUUUAGAACUCAUGGCAACUAAAACAGUGAUUGAGCAACCUCAGUCGGUGAUAGUCCAAAACUCCCAGGAGUGGGGAAGUGGGCUGUUUGACUGUUUCGAUGAUUUGGGAACUUGCUGUUUUGCAUACUGGUGCUUCCCCUGCUUUGCCUGUAUGACAUCUAGAGACUUUGGGGAGCAUCUCUGUCUCCCCAUGCUGGAUUGGUUUGGUGGUUGCGUCCCACCAAUCACCUUGUCCCUGAGGGUCUUGAUGCGACACAGAUAUGGCAUCAAGGGCUCCAUUCCUAUGGACUGUGUGUUAUCCAGCUUCUGUUUCAUCUGUGCCUGGUGUCAGAUGUCCAGGGAGAUACAGAUGAGAAAACUCCCGGUCGUCAAGGUCAAAACCCAAAGCGCAUGAACCCGGGGUCACCGUCUGGGUCGAUACACGCUCUGGUGAUGGGAAUGUUGUAGAUGAUUUUUAACUGAGGAACAUUUGUGCUUUCCAAUCAGCUUACAAUUAACUGUUUUUUUAAAUCACAGCUUUUGCAAUGUAAAAAAAAAAAAAAUUGUACCCAUUUGUUUGUUACAGAUGCAUUUAAAAUAUUUUCCAAAUUAUGCUUCCCCUCAACCAUUUUAUGGCAAUAAAAGUAUGUUAUGAGUUCA